Molecule: messenger RNA, 371 nt
Organism: Eutrema salsugineum
Lineage: Eukaryota; Viridiplantae; Streptophyta; Magnoliopsida; Brassicales; Brassicaceae
Product: putative defensin-like protein 158
Exons: 2
Coding region: 74-307 (77 amino acids)
Source: RefSeq, a predicted model, not a curated record
AAAUAAAAUACCUUUUCUUUUAUCGUCUCUAUUUUACGAAUCAUUAGUAACUUUCUUUGUUGUGAUAUUGAUCAUGGCGAAGUUCUCUUGUUCUUAUUUUCUCAUAAUCAUGCUUGUGUUCUCAGUAUUUUCAGUGGUUCAACGAGCUAAGGGACAACAAUGUACUAUCAUCAUUGAUCAAAAAAAUCCAUGUGACCUUGUUGAUUGUCGUCUAAACUGCUAUGAGGGAUAUAACGGAGUUGGAAAAUGCAUUAAAGAUACCAAAGUUGGUGGAGAUCCAAGUUGUGUUUGUACUUAUAAUUGUUAGAGAGGCAACAAUUAAAAGAUAAUGUUAUAUGAUUUAGAAAAUAAUUUCUUAAAUCUAUAUGAAU